Messenger RNA from Chlamydomonas reinhardtii, 2886 nucleotides. RefSeq lists its product as uncharacterized. The coding region runs from base 309 to 2528 and encodes 739 amino acids. Gene Ontology annotation, biological process: proteolysis. The transcript has 13 exons. Gene Ontology annotation, molecular function: serine-type endopeptidase activity; protein binding. Lineage: Eukaryota; Viridiplantae; Chlorophyta; Chlorophyceae; Chlamydomonadales; Chlamydomonadaceae. The record is from RefSeq and is a predicted model, not a curated record.
CAUAACGCUGACUGGUACCAAUGCGCUAGUAUUAUUUCGGAGUGGUGUACAGAGGCAGGGUUCAGGCCCUCCCUUCAGGCUCGCUUUAGUCUAUGACUGCCCCUCGCAAUAGGCUCCUGGCCCAAGUAUCCACCUGGUGCCGCACAAAGCUUGCCGGUCACUCCAACUAUAGCGGUGCUUCCGUCUCAGCAGCAUCCUGCGCAACCAGCAUCUCGCAUCUCAAGGCGUUUAGCGACGCCGCGGCGGCUAGGUCAACGCUGAGAGCGGUCACCGCGCAAAGUUUAAGUGCCCACCGAUCCACAGCUGGCAUGCCGCUACAAGGCCGGCUGCUCGGCGCCAGCGGUCCGCCCGCAGCGCACCCGUCCCCGGCCUCCUCUCUGCGCACUCGCAACCGGGCGUUUUGCUCCGCUGCUCCCGCCGCCGGCGCGGGCUGGCCUCUGCACUCGCCAUCUCACAAUGAACGUGGCCAGCCUCUCGCACAGCUGCCGCACGGCGCUGCCGCCCCAGCGGGGCGUGACUGGGCACCGCAGCCGUUGAGCGUUACCGGGGGUUCCAGUGGAGUUAGCGCAGGUGCCGUUGGUGCAGCCUCGAGCAGCAGCAGCGGCGGCGCCGCGGCGGCGGUGGGCGGCUGGCAGGCGGCGCCGUCGUUGGUGCCUCGUGUGACCACCGAUGACAUGCUGCUGUCCUCUGACGGCGCGGCCGCAGCCGCCAGCACCUCGUCUGCUGGGGGUGCCGGCGCCGCCGCAGCAGCAGCGCCGUCUAGGCGCGGCCGGCGCGGCACCGCCGCCGCAGCGUCCGGGCCAGGCGCCGCCGCCGCAGGCGGCGGCGACGGCGGCUCGUCCGCCGCCGAGGACGUUGCGGAGCCGGUGGUUGUGCACAUGUCCGCAGCCGCCACGGCGACGGCGGCCGCGGGCACGAUGCCGGCGCCGCGCCACACGGGCGUGUUCCAGCCGUCGCGCAGCUACUCGCAGCACAUCAAGAGCGACGGGGAGCUGCUGGCGGCGCUGGCGGAGGCGCCGCUGGCAUACGCUGAGGGCAUGGGCAGUGUGCUGGAUAGCAUCAUCAAGAUCUACACCGUACACAGCCGGCCCAACUACACGCUGCCCUGGCAGAACCACCCCAAGCGCGAGUCCACGGGCACUGGCUUCGUGGUGCACGACCGGCUGAUCCUGACCAACGCGCACGUGGUGGCGGACGCCACCUACGUGCUGGUCAAGCGCCACGGCAGCGGCACCAAGUACCGGGCGGACGUCCAGGCUGUGGGCCACGACUGCGACCUGGCGCUGCUGUCCGUCACCGACGAGGCGUUCUGGAGCACCCCCACCUCCAUGCUACCGCUGGAGCUGGGCGAGGUGCCCGAGCUGCAACAGGGUGUGGUUGUGGUGGGCUACCCCACUGGCGGCGACAACACCUCCGUCACCAGCGGCGUGGUGAGCCGCGUGGAGGUGGCGCAGUACGCCCACGCCGCGUCGCACCUCAUGGCGUGCCAGAUUGAUGCCGCCAUCAACCCAGGCAACAGCGGCGGCCCAGCGCUGCAGGGCGACCAGGUGGUGGGCGUGGCGUUCCAGAACCUGCCGGGGGCGGAGAACAUCGGCUACAUCAUCCCCACACCCGUGGUACGGCACUUCCUGUCCGAGGUGCGGAAGUACGGCAGCUACCAGGGCUACUGCAGCCUGGGCGUGCUGUGUCAGAACCUGGAGAACCCGCACCUGCGCUCCGCACUGGGCAUGGGCGAGGGCAUGACGGGCGUGCUGGUCAACACCAUCCAGAAGACCUCCAACGCGGCCAAGGUGCUCAAGCCCGGUGACGUCUUGCUGGAGUUUGAUGGCGUCCGGAUUGCCAACGACGGCACAGUGCACCUGCGGCAGCGCGAGCGCAUCUACUUCUCCUACCUCAUCACCCUCAAGCCCACAGCCGGCACUGCCAAACUCAAGGUGCUGCGCGAUGGCCAGCAGCUGGUGUUUGACAUGCCGGUCACGCCCAACGACCUGCUGGUGCCCGUGCACUGCUACGACCGACUGCCCUCCUACUUCAUGUACGCGGGCCUGGUGUUCGUGCCGCUGACUCAGCCCUACCUGCACGAGUACGGCGAGGACUGGAUGAACACGGCGCCGCGGCGGCUGUACGACAAGGCCAUGCACGGCAUGAUGCAGAAGCCGCGGCAGCAGAUCGUCAUCCUCAGCCAGGUCCUGGUGGACGACGUGAACACCGGCUACCAGCAGUUCCAGACGCUGCAGGUCCUGCGUGUGAACGGCACCGAGGUGCUCCACCUGGCUCACCUCAAGGAGCUGGUGGAGGGCGCGGCGGACCGCUUCGUGCGCUUCGAGCUGGAGGACGAGCGGGUCAUGGUGGUGGAGAGGUCUCUGGCCGUGGAUGCCAACGCGCGCAUCAUGGAGCGCUACCGCGUGCCCUCCAGCGUGUCAGCCGACAUCGGAGCCAACGCCGCCGGGGCCGCCGCGAGCGGCGCCAGCAGCGGCAGCACCAACGGCGGCGCCAGCGGCGAGCUGGCAGCGGCCGCGCAGCAAUGAGCGGCGGAAGCAAGGCGGUGAUAUGUGUUUGUUGUGGCACAUGAAACAUUUGUGAACGAGGUAGUGAGGUCCGCUGCUGUUACAAGUAGCCGUGUAGAUCCUGUGCAAUGCUAGUGCAGCAGCAGGGACCGGGGAAGAGGAAGGGGCGCGCGGGCGCCGCAUUUCGUCGUUUCAUUGCUUUGGCAGGCGGAGCUGUCGCGGCUAUGUCAAGCGUGGAUCCAGGGAAGAUAAGGAUUGCGGAAUCGCUGAGUACUGAGCGUCUGUGAAGCACGCAGCAGCCUGCCCUGCACUUGGCAAGUGCUAGACUGCUGUGCGCUGCUGGCCAGAGAAGACUUGGCCCCUGUAACACUUGGGUACC